AUGUCUCAUGUGGUUCAAAUAGGUAGUAGUGUUGUGCAAUCAAAUGAUCAAGAAGAUAAAACACCACAUUUUUGCACUCAAGUUAGUAUAGAAAAUGCUAACCAUGUUGAAGAAGUUGCAUCUGCACCAGUUGUGAAUACGUCUAAACAAAGGUUCCAACAAAAAGAGGAUGAAAUUCUUAUUCAGUCAUGGCUCAACGUUUCAAAGGAUUCAAUUGUUGGGGUUGAUAAAAAAGGAGAUAGUUUUUGGAAGAGAACUUGA
Molecule: messenger RNA, 261 nt
Organism: Lathyrus sativus (Indian pea)
Lineage: Eukaryota; Viridiplantae; Streptophyta; Magnoliopsida; Fabales; Fabaceae
Source: the annotation of a GenBank genome assembly